Molecule: messenger RNA, 4557 nt
Organism: Catharus ustulatus (Swainson's thrush)
Lineage: Eukaryota; Metazoa; Chordata; Aves; Passeriformes; Turdidae
Gene: ST6GAL2
Product: ST6 beta-galactoside alpha-2,6-sialyltransferase 2
Exons: 6
Coding region: 894-2480 (528 amino acids)
Molecular function (GO): sialyltransferase activity
Source: RefSeq, a predicted model, not a curated record
GUCGUUGAAACAAAUGGGUAGAAAGAGAAUCCCAGAAGAAGGGGCUUGGCUUAUUUUUAGUUCAGAUCAGGUGAGUGAUCUGUCACUAAUUAGUACACUGAGAUGCACUGUGUUGUAGCAACUGAGGCUGAUGAUGAUGAUGACUGUGGUGCAGGGAGGUGAAUGGUAAGGCUUCUGGUGGGAAUUUGCUUCAGUCAGGCUUGUAACUGAUAGUCACACCACUUGAUUAAGCAAGUGAGUUCGUGUAAGGGCAUAGUGUGCUCGAUGGUCUAGCAAUGCGUUAUGUAUUUUCCUUGGAACACAGCCCCCUCAGUCAAACUUUGUUUCAUUUGGACCAUGCAUCCCUCCACUAAUGCACAAGCUGUCCAAACCCCCCAGGUAUUAGUAGGGCACAUAUUUCCAGGACUAGGUCUGACAUUCUCUACCCACUCCCUUUAUGUAAAUCUCUAUCUUAUCCUAAAGGAAUGUAAUUAGAUAGUUGUGCCACCCAUUCUCCUUUUCAGAAAAUGCAAAACCCCUGACACCUUGAUGUGCACAACUCCUUCAUGACACUUCAGCGUGCGUGCAGCGCCCCUAGCAGAAGUACAGGAGUUGUUCUUCUCGGGUCUGGUACUAGGCAACAAAUGAUGAAGCCACUGGGGCUGUGCCAGUUCAUACCAGCUGAGGAAGAGGUUCCCCUCUGACCCAUUUGUGUGAUGCUCUCCCCUUCACCCCUGAUGUGCACAGAGCACCAUUCUUUCCAGGCUGUGAGCAGAGGAGGGCUGCAGCUUAGAGCUUGUGCUGGUCCCUUUGGAGACAGGCUUGCUCACAGCUCCCCUGCGUGAGGACUUUCAGCGGUUUCAUUUUCUUUCAUCAAUACUUCAAGGCACAAAGGAGCUGGUAAAGGCAUUGCCAUGAAACCGAACUUGAAGCAAUGGAAACAACUCAUGCUCUUUGGUAUCUUUGCAUGGGGCCUGCUUUUCUUGGUGAUAUUCAUCUAUUUUACAGAUAGCAACACUGCUGAACCAGUUCCAAGUUCCUUUUCUUACAUUGAAACUAAGAGACUUCUGCCCCUUCAGGGCAAGCAGAGAGUCAUCAUGGGAGCCAUUCAUGACCCAUCAUUCUCUGAAACCAUUGAUGGGAAUGAGGUUCUUCUUAAUGAAGAUCUCCUAGGUACUUUUAAAUCAGGGACUGGAAAUUCUAAGAAAUGGACUGUAUUGGAAGAGGCCUUUAGAAAUGAAGAUGAGUUUUUUCCACCCCAGUUAGGAAGAAAAUCAAAAAGUGCUUUCUACCAAGUGAAUGAUGAUUAUUUAUUUGCUGCUGGUCAGCCAUCACACAACCACCUUCAAGAGAUAGAAAAAUUCAUUUCAGCUGACAGGAAUAAUCCAAAAGGAAAUAUUUUACAGAACAACUGGAGCCAUCAGAGAAGAAUGAGGAGAAGGAGCACAAAGCAUAGGAGAGGCCAGAUGCUUGAUGAAUCUGAUGACUGGGAUGGGCUGUAUUCCACAAUGUCGAAAUCCUUUCUUUACAAGCUUUGGAAAGGGGAUGUCUCUUCCAAGAUGCUAAACCCUCGACUGCAGAAGGCGAUGAAAGAUUAUUUGAGUACCAAUAAGCAUGGGGUGCGGUUCAAGGGGAAACGAAACUCCAAGUUGACAGGAGACCAACUAUUCUGUGAGCUAAAAGAAAGAGUGAAUGUGAAAACAAUAGAUGGCAAGGAAGCUCCCUUCUCCACUCUUGGAUGGGAAAAGCACGUUCCCCAAAUUCCACUUGGCAAAUUGUAUACACAUGGCUUUGGGAGCUGUGCAGUAGUUAUGUCUGCUGGUGCAAUACUGAACUCCUCUCUAGGAGAUGAAAUAGAUUCUCAUGAUGCCGUUUUAAGAUUUAAUUCUGCUCCAACGCGUGGCUAUGAAAAAGAUGUUGGAAAUAAAACAACCAUGCGGAUCAUUAAUUCUCAGAUUCUCACCAAUCCAAAUCAUCACUUUGUCGACAGCUCCUUGUAUAAAGAUGUUAUCUUAGUAGCCUGGGAUCCUGCUCCCUACUCUGCAAAUCUGAAUGUGUGGUAUAAGAAGCCAGACUACAAUCUGUUCACUCCCUAUGUACAGCAUCGCAGGAAGAAUCCAACCCAGCCAUUCUACAUCCUCCAUCCAAAGUUUAUAUGGCAGCUCUGGGACAUCAUUCAGGAGAACACUAAAGAGAAGAUACAGCCCAACCCUCCUUCUUCAGGGUUUAUUGGUAUCCUCAUCAUGAUGUCCAUGUGCAAUGAAGUGCACGUGUACGAGUACAUCCCGUCAGUGCGGCAGACAGACCUGUGUCACUACCAUGAACUCUACUACGACGCAGCUUGCACCUUGGGCGCCUACCACCCACUGCUCUACGAGAAGCUCCUGGUGCAGAGGAUGAACAAAGGUUUGCAGGAUGAUCUGUACCGCAAGGGGAAAGUCAUUUUGCCAGGGUUCAAAGCUGUCAAGUGCCCCAAACAAAAUAAUUUCUCACACUUGUAGAAAUAAGUCUUUCAGACACAAUGUGCAAUAAGGUACUACUGUCGUACUAUAAAAAAGGAGAGAAUACUUGAAAAAUAUAUCUUAGACCAAUCUAGUCUUGAGUCUAUAAAUUGUAAUUAAGUAGCAGGCAUGAGAAAUACUUCUUUUCUGAGCCUGAGUAUUUAUUACUGCUUUGCAAAUAGUUACAGAAAAAAAGCAAUGGCUUAGCUCAUGAAGGUGCAAAGGACAUAGUUAGGCAGAACUAUAAUGUAUUGUUGUUGGUGUGACUGUCAGAAUUUGUCGGUGGUCUCAUGCCAUGUAUGCUAGACUGUAAUUUUUUUUAAAAUGAAUUUAUUUAAUUGUCAAACCUGGCAUUGUGAAACAGCCUCUAUUGUUCAUGUAUGUACAGAGCGGCCAGUUGAACAAUGCAGCAUUUCCCGUGGCUCCAUGGGAUUUUCACACUCUCCCAGAAUGAAGUAAUUGCUGCUCCAAGCUGUGCAGUCCUUCACUAGAGCAGACUUUCAUGCCUGUUCCUAUGCAGGCUCAGUUCCAGCCCUUCAGCUGAGCAGGGGCUUAGGGUGGCCCUGAAGUGUGUGUAGCUAAACCAGUUAAACUACUCGAUGUAUUUCUGUCUCCCAUGCUCCCACUGACUGAAGAGGGAAGAAAGAAAUGUCUCAUUUCUUGAGAGAAAAAAGAACAUAUUUGUAACACUAGGAAGAAAACUCUCCCUGAAAGGACUAUCAGGAAGGUGAGAGAUGGAAAUGCUGCCUUCCCCCAUUCUGCACAGAUACAAAAGAUCCAGAGAAAGUCAAGGGAGCUGUGCAGCAUUCACCCAUCGCACAGAAAGCAAGCAGAGAGGGAACUCACCUCUUGUCAACAAAGAUAGCAUUUAGGAAUACAGACAUUAUUUUUUAGGUAUUUCAUUGGUAUCUGAAUCAAAGUCACUUGGUCACAAUUUCUUGCUGUUCAGAAAGGAGAAGUUUUCUGACAAAAGAUUAUGUUAUCAGUAUUUUUUACUUCAUGCUUAAAAGGCUAUAACCCAGAAAAGCCGUAAUGCCUGCAAAAAAACCUGACUACGGAUUGCAUACGGAGGUUGUUUGAUAUUUUCAUUCAUAACACAUAAGGACAAUAUUCUUUGAGGCAGUUCUAAAAGUUAAUGGUCUGGAGUGGUUUUCUUGGUUUUUUUGUUUUAGUUUGAUUUUUUCCCACCUGACUGUACAUUUUCCUUUAGAGUAAGUUCAGCAGGAAUAUAUGUACACAAAAGCACAGCUAUAUCCUGCUCAUGUCCAUCCAGUAAAAAAGCAGACAGCUCUAAGGGGCAUUGAAAAAAGCAGCUGACUGGUUGUGGUGGAAAGUAUUUUUUGUGCUUUGACUUAAGCAAAAAGCCUUUUGCCAGAAAGUUAAAAAAAAAAAGCAAACAGCAUUAAUUACUAUUUCACCUUCAGUUGUAAUGUAACUAUAAUUACAAAAUCCUUUUUCUCUCACUCAGCUCUUUGGGAAGCAGUUGAAAGGAUCUUUUGGAAGGACUAUUUUCCUUCCUCAAAAUGAAGAAUAUAUGUCCUUCAUAGGAUUUAGCCUUCUUUUUGGGCUUUAUGAUGAUCUUAAAUUUCUUCUUGUUGGCAGAAAUUACAUGUAGAUUAUCAUAUACUGUACUUCUCUGUUGUAUGGAUAGUUAUGUCCAUAAGGCAUUUUGGUACAUAUCAAAAUUAAUAGGUUUUACUCAUACUAGCCUUGGACUCUGCAUAUAGUACAUACCAAUUUCUUUUCAAUGUUAUGUGUGGUGGCAACUUUUAUUCUUGAAGUCAAUAACAUUGUUAUUUAAAUGCAUGAAGGAUAGAUAGCCUACACAGAACUAAUCUAUUUUUCCAUAUGCUUGGUACUCUGUUUGCAAAACAUAAGCAGUCAGAACAGUGCAAUCAAAUAUGUCUCUCUCUGCUGUACUCUGGGUUAGCUAUGACAUGACUGUAAGGGAAGAGAGUUUAGCUUUCUAAGACUAGUGAAUAUGCUACUUUUCAAUAAGCAGGAACUUCUAGUGUUCCAAAAAGAAAUUACUUUGACUGGCCUGCAACCACUAACUUUUAACUUUGAUUUUCACAAA